AUGAAGCAUGGGACUACAUUAUCUCACCAACAAAGGGUUGAUCUAUGUGCAGAAGUAACCAAUCAAGAGAUUGUUGAGAGCCUCAAAGCAAUUGGUGAUGAUAAAGACCCAGGCAUUGAUGGCUUUAAUUUCUUCAAGAAAGCCUGGGAUAUUAUCAGUAUGCAGAUCAUAGAUGCUAUGAAAGAGUGCUUCUCAACUGAAAAACUCUAUAAAGCCAUAACUGUACUACUAUUACAUUGGUGCCUAAAAUUACAGAAAGUCAUACCUUACAUCAUCUGUGAGGCUCAAGCAGGCUUCAUUCUUUGUAGAAAGAUUGUCAAUAAUGUCAUUCUAUCUCAUGAGCUAGUCAAAGUCCUACAAACAAGAGCUCAGAUAUCCCCUAGAUGUAUGAAUAAGAUUGAUCUUCAGAAAGCUUACGACUCAGUAGAAUGGAUCUUCUUACAGCAGGUUAUGGAGGAUCUUAGGUUUACUGACAGAUUUAUUAGAUGGAUAAUGGAAUGUAUUAAAACUGUCAACUAUACAAUUCUGGUGAACAAGGAAACCACAGAACCUUUCAUUGCUGCUAAGGAUCUUCGACAAGGAGAUCAUAUCUCCCCUUUUCUCUUUGCUAUAGUGAUGGAAUACUUUAGUAGAUCACUGCAUGGACUUAAGAAGGAGCCUGACUUCCAAUAUCAUCCCAGAUGUAGGAAGCUUGGUAUCACUCAUGCUAAUCUAGGAAAAAGUUCAGUAUAUUUUGGUGGUGUAAAGCAAGCUGUGAAAGACCACAUAAUGGCACAACUGGGAUUUACAAGUGGAUCCUUACUCUUCAAGUACACAUGCAUCCCUUUGUCUACAAAGAAAAUAGCUCUCAUACAGUGGCAACCAUUGAUUUAA
Nicotiana attenuata is the source of this 873-nucleotide messenger RNA. RefSeq lists its product as uncharacterized. NCBI's taxonomy places the organism in Eukaryota, Viridiplantae, Streptophyta, Magnoliopsida, Solanales, Solanaceae. The record is from RefSeq and is a predicted model, not a curated record. Bases 1 to 873 code for a protein of 290 amino acids. The transcript is spliced from 3 exons.